This is a messenger RNA of Dujonia railenensis, 534 nucleotides long. NCBI's taxonomy places the organism in Eukaryota, Fungi, Ascomycota, Pichiomycetes, Serinales, Debaryomycetaceae. The record is from the annotation of a GenBank genome assembly.
AUGUUGAGGUCUUUGUCUAAAAAUGUGUCCAGAAACUUACUUGCAGCAAGGAAUUUAUGGCCUGUCUUGAACGUUAGACAACUUAGUUUGGCACCAGCCAUUACUAAACCUAUGAACAGUGCAAUUUUCAACUGUGACCGAAUUGGAUCUAUUAGAUUUAACUCUAGUGCGCAAUUUAAGCCUGAAAAUCAACAAAUGAUGAUUGCGUUCACCUGUAAAAAGUGUGAUACCAGAUCAUCCCACACAUUUUCGAAACAAGCAUAUACGAAGGGAACUGUAGCCAUCCAAUGCCCUGGGUGUAAAAAUCGACACUUAAUCGCCGAUAAUUUGAAAAUCUUUGAUGAUAAUAAAUUCAACUUGGAGGAUAUAUUGAGGGCGAAGGGCGAAUCAGUUGACACAACUACUAACGAUUUGGUCUUUGAAGACAUACCGGAAUCGUUAAAGGGCACCUUGGGACACUAUGCCAAAGAUGCGCCGGAAGAAUAUUCAAAAGAUGAAAAUGAAAACGACACAAAGGGAUUACCUAACAAAUAG